Dermatophagoides farinae (American house dust mite) is the source of this 1421-nucleotide messenger RNA. RefSeq names its product peptidase 1. Gene Ontology annotation, molecular function: cysteine-type peptidase activity. Gene Ontology annotation, biological process: proteolysis. NCBI's taxonomy places the organism in Eukaryota, Metazoa, Arthropoda, Arachnida, Sarcoptiformes, Pyroglyphidae. The record is from RefSeq and is a predicted model, not a curated record.
AUUCCACUGUAUCCGAGGAAAGGGUUAAAAUUUGCGUUUCUGGAAGAUGGAUGCCAUUGUUUUAUAUAAAAACGUGGCACAUCCAUCAUGGAACCAACCAGUCAAUAUUACAAUACAAUUAAAAUGAAAUUCGCUCUGACAUUUGUCAUUCUUUUGGUGUUUAGCAUUUACCACAACAACAAUGCUAGCCCGACAUCGAUCCGUACAUUUGAAGAGUUCAAACGACAAUUCAAUAAACAAUACCAAAGUAUUGAACAUGAGGAAAUUGCACGAAAAAAUUUCCAAGAAACAUUGCAAUACGUUCAAGCCAAUCAAGAUAAGGCAGUCAUCAAUGAAUAUGCUGAUUUGUCGGCCGAAGAAUUCGCCGAUGGAUAUUUAAUGAAUGUCCAAGAUGUCCAAGAUUUAGAAGCAGAAAUGGAUGCACACAAAGAAUAUUUUGAUGAUCCGGAUUGUGAAUUGCAUGGAGAUUUUAACCCACCCAAGGAAUUUGAUUUACGUCCACAUCUAACACCAAUCAAAAAACAAAUAAAAAACUGUGGUUGCUGCUGGGCUCUAUCUACCAUAUCUUGCGUGGAAACAGCAUAUUUGGCUCAAAAAAAUGUCUCAUUACAACUAUCGACACAAGAAUUGGUCAAUUGCGCCAAAGAACACGGUUGUAAGAAAGGCACUGUUCUUGACGGCAUCGAGUACAUUAUGGCCAAUGGAACUACCACCGAAGAAGCUUGUCCAUUCAUAUCUGAGGAAAGCACCUGCGAUCAAUCAAAAAAUCCGAGAUAUGAAAUAAGCAAUUGGUGCUAUUUUAAACCUGUCGAAGAUGAUAUACGAAAAAAUCUAGUUCUGAGACGAACUUCUGUUUCGGUUUCGAUGAACAUUAAAAAUCUAAAAGCUUUCGUCCAUUACGAUGGAUCAUUCGUCAUCAGAGAAAAUUCCUUUCCAUCUAUAGGCAAUAAAUCGUACCAUGCUGUUAACAUUGUCGGCUUCGGAACUAAAGACGACAUCGAUCAUUGGAUUGUACGGAAUAGUUGGGGGGAAAAGUGGGGAGACAAAGGUUACUUUUACGUGGAAAGGGACAUCAACUUAUGGGGAAUCAAAGAUUGGGCAUUUACAACUAUUGUCUGAAAAAAAAUUAAACAAACUUGAUUUCAAUUUCAAUAAUUUUCAAAUCAUUAUUCAUUUGGAUCCAAAAUAAAAAAUCUUGAAAACGCAAACAUUAAUGAGCAAUCUUUUUUUUGUUAAAAAUCAAGUGCUAUAAGAUUAUUGAUAGCACUUGAUCACCGUGGUUCGUGCAUUUUCCUGUUGAAAAACCAAUCAUUAAAUCUAUCCAAAUAAGUAAUUGUAACAACAAAAGCCAUGUAAAUUUGCUAUUUUUGCCAUAUUUAUCCGGUGAAAUGAAGAUCAUAUCAAACAGAUAUUAGCACAAA